Messenger RNA from Dictyostelium purpureum, 864 nucleotides. RefSeq lists its product as uncharacterized. The transcript is spliced from 2 exons. The record is from RefSeq and is a predicted model, not a curated record. The coding region runs from base 1 to 864 and encodes 287 amino acids. Lineage: Eukaryota; Evosea; Eumycetozoa; Dictyosteliales; Dictyosteliaceae.
AUGGAAACAAAUAAUAAUAACCAAGGUAUAAGUAAAAAUACCCAAGAAAAAGAUGAACAUUUUUCAAAAAUGGGGAACCUUCAAGAAAAUAAAUCCACCAGUAAAAAAGAAAAGAAUGAAAAUGUAAAUAAUAAUCAUAUUAAAGAAAAAUCAGAAAAAACAAAGAACACUAGAUUAUUGGCCAAUAGAAUAGUUCAAAUUAGGAUUAUCAAAAAAAGGGUUUUUUGGCAACCAGAAAUAUACUACAGUGUCGGUGUAAGAAUUAGUGGUAGUUUAGUACUAGCAAGCAAUGAUCACUUUAUUAAUUUUCAAGAAAAGAGCACCACAAUAGAAAUUGGUGUUUCGAAUGAAUGGCACAAAGGAACACUUAUAGACACUACCGAUCCAUUAGAACCUACUGAUUGUGCUUUAUUAUCCAUCAAUGACCUAGACGAACAACAAAGCCAAUGUGAAACCCUCCCAGUCUAUAAAAAAAAAAAUUGUUUAAAUUGGGAGAUCAUUUAUUUUGAUUUUCCAAACUCUAGAUUGCCACUAAACGCAUGUGUUAAAGACAAGAAUUUUAAAGAACUUAAACCUCUAUGUCCCUCGGUAUUCUCUGGAAGAGUCUCUUAUUUCGAUGAAAAUACUCUGGAGGUAGCUUUAAAUGGAACAACAAUUAACGAAUUUGAAAAUAAAAGUAGAGUUAUUUUCAGUGGUAAUAAUGGAGAACUAUAUGGUAUUCUCAGAAAGAAACCAAACAACUAUUACUAUAACACAAAUGUUUUAUAUUGCACCAAAGGUUCAGCAAUUAAAGCUUGGGUUGAUACAACCUUAAAGAAAAAUGAAUAUCCACCACUAUGGGAUAAACCAGUUAAUUUCAAUUAA